GGAGCCCCGCUCAUCUGCGGCCGCAGGGGACGAGGGGCGGUGACCCCGGCGCACGCCCCGCGCCCCAGUAUCCCGGCCCGCGCCCCGGCCGCCACCAUGGUGUUGCUGGCCGGGCCCGGGCCGGAGGGCGGCGGGGCGCGCCGCGUGUCCCCGCAGACGCCGUCCCCACCCCGGGACGCUCAGGCCGGGGAGGACCCUGCCGACUACGAGGAGUACGAGGACUUCUCGUGUCUGCCCGACACCCGCAGCAUCGCCUCGGACGACUCCUUCUACCCUGUCGGAGGCGAGGAGGAAUACGGCACCGCGAAUGCGGAGAGCGUCCCAGAGGGCGUCCCGGAGGAGGCGACCCUCCUGCGCGCCGCCUGCGCCAACGACGUGGGGCUGCUGAGGGCGCUGGUGCGGCGGGGGCUGAGCGCCGAGGAGGUGCAGGAGACCGACCGCAACGGCCGGACUGGCCUUAUUGUCGCCUGCUACCACGGCUUUGUGGAUACUGUGGUGGUCUUAGCCGAGUGCCCCCACGUUGAUGUCAACUGGCAGGACAGCGAGGGGAACACGGCCCUAAUCACAGCCGCGCAGGCAGGGCACGCCACCGUCACCAACUACUUGCUGAACUAUUUUCCUGGCCUCGAUCUUGAGAGGAGGAACGCGUUCGGGUUCACGGCCCUGAUGAAAGCCGCCAUGCAGGGCCGGACGGAGUGCAUCCGAGCCCUGGUGCUAGCAGGGGCAGACGUCCAUGCCAGGGACCCCCGCCGUGGGAUGUCGCCCCAGGAGUGGGCCGCUUACACGGGCCGGUUGGAGGCCGUCCGCCUCAUCCAGAGGCUGCUGGAGCGACCCUGCCCGGAGCAGUUUGGGGAAAAGUACAGACCGGAGCUGCCGCUGCCCCCGGAGGCCACUCUGAAGCCCACGGGCUCCAAAAACUGCUUGCAGAGGCUCACAGAGCUUGUGAGGUCCGUUCUGACCUCCCGCUCACGCCAGGGCCUGGAGGAUGGGGGCGUCCUGGACCACAUGGUCAGGAUGACCACGAGCCUGUACAGCCCCGCCGUGGCCAUCGUCUGCCAGACUGUGUGCCCCGAGAGCCCCCCCUGUGUGGGGAAAAGGCGGCUGGCGGUGCAGGAGAUCCUCGAGGCUCGCGGGAGCCGGGCCGCGCACGCCCGGGAGAGUGACAAGAUAGAGGGCUCUGAGCAGCCGUUCCGGACCUCGCAGGCUGUGGGGGUCUGCAGAGAGGCGGCCCCGCAGGCCAGCCUCCCGGCCUCGCAGCUGCCAGGCGCCCCGCGGAGGGCCAGCCUCCUGCCCCUGCAGCUGCUGAGAAGGAGCAGCGUGCGGCCCGGCGUGGUCAUCCCCCGCGUGCGCAUCAGCAAGGCGCCCGCGCCCACCUUCCAGCCCGAGCGCGCCUCCGCCAAGGGCAGCACCAAGGACAGCGCCCACCUGCAGCUCCCCAAGUGGCGGUACAAGGAGGCCAAGGAGGAAAAGCGGAAGGCGGAGGAGGCGGAGAAGCAGCGGGCCGCGGCGGCGCAGAAGGAGAAGCGGGCGCCCUCCUGGAGGAAAAGGACGUGAGGGCUGAGCCUGUGAGGUGGGGGAGGAGGCAGUGGGGCUCCGUGCUCGGAGAAGGAUGCGGACAUGCCGCCCUCCUGCCCUCACCCCUCCCGAAGCGCGGCUCCUCCUUGCAUGUCCCCAGCCGGGGGCCCAAACGCGCUCUGUGUUUGUUCAGGCUGCACCGUGGAGUGAUCCGGGCAGGGCACCAGUCGAUUAGCCUAAAACCAGUUCCCCUAGAGAUGAGAACACCCGGCCGGCAACUCUGCCCCAGAGCCUACCUUUUGAACCUCACUUGAGAAAUUUAGAAGAAUUUUGUAUUUUUAAUUAUGAUCAAAUUUGCAGCAUUUUACUGGUGAUGGGCUGUUUGUAUUUAAGACGGUUUUAAUACAUUUGCCCGAAGACCCUUUGUUUAGCAUACAGUUUCUGGCAAUAAUUAUUUGUGAUAUCUCUGUGAUUUCAUACGGAAUUCGUCGAAGUCUCCCCAUUCUUCUGUUUGUGUUUCCUUCUCAUUGUGGGCAUGCAUGAGCAUUAUAUGUUCUCACUGAUUUGAUGAAGUGAUUCUGAACAUUUGUUUCUAUCCGAGGGAGGCAUUUCCUUUUCCAGCAAAAUGAUGACAUGAGACAGGAGAAUCAGACAUCCUGGUAUCUUAUUUUACAGCUCUCUUACUUAGAUGGUAAUAAUAACAAAGAAAAACCUGUUGUCAAAAUAUGAAACCACGCACAGAGAAGCAUGUACUUAUUGCUAGAACUAAGUAUCUUAAGCAAGGGACUUUAGAUAAACUGGAUGCAAAGCCUUUAACAUAUUCAAAAAUAGAUACGAGAAAAAAAUCUGUUAUUUAAUAAAGCGGGGGCAAAUGUAACCAAUUUUUACCAGAAGUACAAAAUUAAGUCCUCUGUGCUUUCAGGUAAAUUGAAUUCAGAUACCCUUAAAAUAUAAAAAAAGAUGCAAAAGAAUAAGGCCCCAGAGUGAUACAAUCUGCUGGAAAGGGGGAGGGGCCAGAGGAACAGGAAUAUUAAGCAAACUUGUUUUAGGCAAAUUCUCCUGGAGUGGGCUGGAUGGCUCCCUCCUCCAGCCUCAAUUCCAAAGAGUCCCUGGUGUGGAAUUACUGUUAUUUUUCCUUUGAUGACUGUCUGUGAUGUUCAGUUUCUCCUCAUGCGGACUUUGUAGAAUUUCCAAGAUGCGGGGACCUGGGCAGAGCACGUAUGGAAUUUGCCCUGGGCCCUGAGCUCUCUGUGUGAGUUUCUGUCCAUAAUCCAAAGCACUGAGAAAUUCUAAUGCAUCUCCGGCCAUCUGGGUUAUAGAGUAUCGGUCACAUAUGCACUACUGACAGCACUUUAUUUAAAGAUUAUCCUACUCGGGAGCCAUAGAUUUCAAAGCAUAGAGACCGAUUGGGAAGCUGUUUCUUACAAGCCUGGAUUCGCGUGUCCGAUCGUGCUCCCAGGCUGGGCUGGGACUCGAGCACCCGUCUCAUGAUGUGGGCAGGGAUGGCGCUAGCCUCUCCCUAGUCCCCCCAUUUGGUACCGAGAGACAUUGAGCUUAUCUGGGGUCUCACACUUACCUCUCAAGAUACCUCAGUUAGCGGGCUGUUGGGCAGCCCCAGCCUGAUGGUCAGGGGUGAUGAUAAUGCAGCUCUCAAGGUCCGAUUUAAGCGAGCUCCUCCCUCUUUCCAGAACGGCAUAGAGGUCUGGCCCUGCUUUUAGCAUCACUGAUCCUGGGCGGCUGCACGUCAUCCUAGUGACCAAGAGUUGGGAUUGGCCAAGUCCCCUUGGAUGAGAUGAGGGCUGGUCCCCGAGGGGAAGAGAAACGCGCCUAGUCUCCCCAACAGUCUGGUCCCGCAUCCGUUGACAUCAUUGUCUGGUUCAUGUAUUCUCACUGCUUUGGAUGGCUGGCCGCGUUGUCUCACUGAGGGGGUCACUUUUUGCUGUCUCGCUUCCUGCCGUGGUCGGGGGCAGGGCAGUGGUGGGCGGUCACCUCCUUCUGCUUUCCGCAUGUCCGCUCAGCUCUGUCGCCACGUUGGUUCCCCGCCUUCCCCCUUGCCUGCUCCCUUCCUUGCUUGCCUCUUCUGCCUGUUUUCUUCCGCAGCUUUGGCCAACAGCUCUGACCUUCCCUGGCCCCACCACUCUGAGGUCUAAGAAAGGGCAGAAAAGCAAGGCGAUCACGAGAGGCAGUGCCGUGUCCCUGUUGAAUUGCGGAAAGACCUCCACCGACCCAGUGAACGAGGGACAGAUUUCACCAGCUUCUGUGUGGAUGGUCUUAGAAUUUCGGCACAGCUCUCACCCAUGCCUCCCCCCCACUUAAGAUAGGUUUAUUUAUUUAUUUAUUUUGAGAGAGAGAG
This is a messenger RNA of Enhydra lutris kenyoni (northern sea otter), 3868 nucleotides long. Its product is annotated as ankyrin repeat domain 33B. The record is from RefSeq and is a predicted model, not a curated record. Gene Ontology annotation, molecular function: protein binding. Lineage: Eukaryota; Metazoa; Chordata; Mammalia; Carnivora; Mustelidae. The transcript is spliced from 4 exons. Bases 97 to 1554 code for a protein of 485 amino acids.